AUGAAACACUUAGAACCAGUCUAUCUCAUGAAUGUAAUCCUCUAUUUGGAUUCCAUUUCAACAGCAACGAAAUUACUUUAUGUAUCUCAUUCUACUCAAUCUGCAAUAGCACGUCUUAAGACAAAUCCAACAUUUCCAAACACAUCAAUUAUAUCUUUAUCAACCAUUUUCAACUAUUUUCCAGGUCUUGAGCAAUUGUCAUACCCAUACUCGUCUCUACAUUAUCAGUUGACUCCACAACUUUUUAAUAAAUUUGAAACAUAUGAAUCUCAAAACAAGAACGAGAUGACGUCAAUACCUUCAACACCAAAAAAGAUCUUCCUCAAAAUGCGAACUCUUUCAAUCGACGUUGGAGUGUUUCUUUCUGAAAAUUCGGUUGUCACAUCAAACAAUUUCCCACGUCUUGAACAACUGAAACUCUUUGUUCCUAAAAAUUUUGGUCUUCCAGACUAUCAAUUGGGUAUAGCUGCUAAGAAAUUUGAAUCACUUUUGCAGUGUCGAUUACUUCAGAAAAUAUAUAUAGUAGUUGCCACAUUGGACGACUUCGAGUUAUUUGUGCAAUUGACUCUUCUUGGAGGACUUGAAAGACGUCGAGUCGUGUUUGAUUUCCCUGAUUUUGUCGACUCCCCUCUUAUGCAAAAAUUUCCCGAAAAUUGGGCCGUAGUCACUUCAGUUUUAAAUCAGAAUAUUUUUAGUUCAAAUAACCGUGUAAUAUUCAGAAAUAAAGACCCAAAAAAUAUGAUCAGGUUUUCUGUUAAUGGUCUUUUUAACAAGGAAAUUAAUGUAUUAAACACCAUUCCAACCAUCAAAGUACUCAGUCUGGGGUUGUUCAAAAAGUGCAAGUUAGAGAGUAACGUUGUCGAUUUGACGUCUUUUGUUUUUCUAGUUAAACUUGAAUUGACUGCAAAAGUUGGGUAUCCUGUUGAAAAGGUACUUCUCCCACCAAAUUUGGAAUCAUUCAAGUUGAUUGGCUGUGUCAAUGAAAUUGAUUUUAGUACCAACAAGGUGAACAGUAUAGAGGUGGAUGGACACAUCUCAUACAUUAAAAUUAAUGAGUGUGUGAAUUCAAUCAGUUACACAUAUAGUAACAUGUACAAUCGAUCUGAUAAUACAUGUACAAUUACUGUUGAUAAAAAGAUUGACGUUUUAGAGUUAAAACCCGUAGACCGUGUAUCUAUAAACGACAAACUCAACUUAAUUUUUAAGGGCGAAGAAAUAUCAAACAUCAGAAUUCCUUCAAUGCGUUUUUUCGAAGCAAUUGUUAAUGUUAAAAUGGAUGUAAAAAAUAGAAUAAAGCGCCUUGAGAUUUGUCAAGGAGAUUACUGGAAUGUUCAUCUAAAUGUCGAUAUUGUAACAAAGAAAAUAAAUCCAAUGGAUUUUAUUUUAGAAUUUAAUGAAACGUGUUUUCAUAAUAAUUUUGAUAUCAAAGGUUGUGACAUAGAAAACAUCACACUUAUUAACAAAAAUCCAUUUAUACCAUACAAUUCUACUAUAUAUGGAAUUGAUCUUCCAAAAACAUUAAAAACUUUAAAAUUGAUUAAUUACAGUAAAGAAGUUGAUAAAAUCAGGUAUUUGUGGCUGAUGAAUUCAAAAGAUAUAAAACCUUCAUUUUUAUCACAAUUCUUCCAUACCAAAAAACCUUUAAAAGAUACUACAAAUUGA
Molecule: messenger RNA, 1662 nt
Organism: Entamoeba invadens IP1
Lineage: Eukaryota; Evosea; Mastigamoebida; Endamoebidae
Exons: 1
Coding region: 1-1662 (553 amino acids)
Source: RefSeq, a predicted model, not a curated record